Schizosaccharomyces cryophilus OY26 is the source of this 4123-nucleotide messenger RNA. RefSeq names its product RAVE complex subunit Rav1. Bases 83 to 3958 code for a protein of 1291 amino acids. Lineage: Eukaryota; Fungi; Ascomycota; Schizosaccharomycetes; Schizosaccharomycetales; Schizosaccharomycetaceae. Gene Ontology annotation, biological process: vacuolar acidification. Gene Ontology annotation, cellular component: RAVE complex. The transcript is spliced from 2 exons. Gene Ontology annotation, molecular function: protein binding. The record is from RefSeq and is a predicted model, not a curated record.
CAAAAACACACCUCAUUCAUUCAAUUAAUUUUUAUAAGAAAGGAAACUAUUUGGGAAUUCAUGGUUUGAAUUCCUACAUAGAAUGCCCCUGGCUUUUGUAAACCCAGGAACUCCUCUAGAAGGCGCUUCUACCCAAGAUUAUGUUUACUGGAAGCAAAAGCGUGUUUUGUCUUUAGGGACUGCUUGCUCUGUCGCUAUUAUUGUAAAUAAUUAUGAGCAUUACCAGAGUAUUCAGCUUGAUAACGGUGUCUCUGCUAUAGCGUUUAAUCGUAGAGAUGCCGCGCUUGCUGUUGCAUAUUCGAAGUUUAUAGCUGUGUAUUUACCCGAUGAACAAUGGCAUUGGAAGCAUCAUAUAACGUACAAGGUGCCUGACGAAAGCUGUAUUAAGAGCCUAUCCUGGGGAUACAAUCUAGACCUUUUAGUUUGCACAAACGUAAACUUAAGCAUCCUAAAUUUUUCUGACGAGGAAGUCCGUGUACUGUGGUCCCUGGAUUCAGCGUCGGGAAUCCCUUUUGUUGGCUCAAGUUUAUCACCUGAUGCUUGUUACAUUGCCUCCAUCGAAAAUGAUAAUCCUCUGGCUAAAGUCUGGCUAAGGUCGUCUCCUCAAGGAACCGUAACAUCUUUAUAUGAUUAUAGUUAUCUUCCUCAUCCAGGACCUAUAAGGUUUUUCUCAUGGUCAAGACCGUUGCAUCCAGAUUCUAGUAGCUCCUUUCCUUUUUUUUGCACAAUUGGUUUUGAUCAGGUCCUGCGAAUAUGGCAAACUGGUAGUCGGUUUGGAUCCCAGCUCAUGCAUCUUUCUUGCUUUUUAAGUUUGAAGGAAUUCACUGAAGAAAACUCAGCACCCUUUUGUUUUUUCCUUGAAAGAGAUGAUUUUACUGCUGCUUUGGCUCAUGCCAUCAGUCGCUAUUCAGGCAAUUUGCCUGAUGAUCCUGUCCUUCCAAAGCUCGUCGCUCUGGCAAAUUCCCAUCCACAACUAUUCUUCAUUUUUUCUCAUACAAAAGUACAUGUGUUUUCUUUUCUCAUGGAUGAAAGUCACCUCACCACCGUGAACCUUGUUAGGAGUGUACCUGUUAAAUUUCCUCGUAAUGCAUUACCGCCACGUGGAUUUAUUCAGGUGUAUAGAACCAUAAAAGAAGAAAUAUACGAUUAUAAAUUUCUCAUUCAUUUUCAGGAUCAUGCCAAUGAGUAUGCAUUUAAAUUAUCAGAUAUAUUUUCAGAUGAGGAGUUUGCGUUAGUUACGACUCAAAUGUUCUAUGGGCAUAACGUUCCUAUAAAGGCGUUAGUGAGAACAUCAAACGGUCAUGGAAUUGCUUCUUGUGAUAACCAACGCGUUUGCAUGUUUCAAUCGUAUAUCUCUUGCGAUAGUCGUAGCUCAUUAGUUCAACGGUCUAAACUCCGUUUACAGGAAAAUGACUUUGUUUUACCAUUACAUGCUGGAGAAUAUGCAGCAGUUAUUAAUAACUCUACUAUAAAGCUCUGGCAUUGUGAUAAUGCCUUCGCUCCUUUAUUACUUUGUUCCUGUAGCAAAGUCCCUAACAGCGAAAUCAUUACAUUUUUUAUUUUGCCUGUACAAAAAAACCGUAUUUCCGUGCUAUGUGCAUUAACAAAAGGUGGUCAUGCUUGGUUUUAUAAUGUACUACUAGAAGCCUCUCAAAGCUCGAAACUCGAGUUUUUGGAUCGAGUAGCUUUUGCUCCUAAAAUCAAUACUGCUUCGGCGGUAGACGUUAUGGGAUGGUCCUCAACCUUAAGUCUCAGCAGUUUAGAGUCAUUCGAACGAGAAGUUUUUGUAUCAAUUUCUGAUGAUGGCCUACUUCAGACGUGGAUUGCGAAAGUUAUAGAGCCCUUCAAAGCAAGUAUUUCAGAGUUCUCUAGACUACAGACGAACAUCAAAUCCUCAAGCAUGGUUAAGGGAUCAACUUCGAGGAAAGUAGCAGUUGUUUCAGAUAAUCGGCUUCGCUUGUCUAUUUAUGAUACGAGAAGCUCACUGUUUACUUCUAAUGAAGAGUUUACCAAUGUCUUUAAUGAUUAUGGGCCGAUCAUUGAUUUAGAUUGGACUUCGACACCGAAUUCUCAUUCCAUCCUUGCAGUAGGCUUUCAACAUGAAGUUAUAUUACUAUGUCAAAAUCGUCGAUCUUAUAUUAGCGAUGCUCCUUGCUGGGUACCUAUUCGACGUUAUAGUUUGAGUAUGUAUACGAACAUGCUUAUUAGUGAUUCUUCGUGGCUAGAUAAUGGUACCUUGGUCACCGCUGCUGGAAAUAACCUAUUCUUUUUCAAAAACAAGAUCCCGAAUAAUAAAUCUUUACUGUUUCCUGCUUCUCUUAAGCGAUCGGCAAAUAAUAUCUUCGAUCUUGCUUAUCAACUGAAUGGUAUUUUACCAGUAUUUCACCCGCAGUUUUUACAGCAACUUUUGCUAAAAAACCAAGAGUUCUUGAUUAGAAAAAUUCUUCUUCUUUUCUAUAUUUGUUUAAAAAAUGAUUACCCUAUGCACUUUUUGUUGAAUAUGGACUGCUCUGAUUUUUACGAACAUAAUGACGAAAAAUUAAUGGAAAAAUUCUUUGAAGUAUUAACGACGUAUGCUAACGAAAUUCCAGUUGAGGCAGACUCUUUUGGAGAGAAGCCGUCUGUUUCCGAGGAUGUUACUACCUAUAUGAACGCUUUUAUGACACAUCUAUGCUUACUUUUAAAAAAUAAAAAGGUAGGAACUUUAACUCGGUCCUCACAGUUUUACCUACUCAAUGUUAUCGAGGCGUUUGACAAAGCGUAUCAUCUACGAGAGUCAUUAGAUCUGAAUGGUAGAAGAUUCUGUAUUAUGCUUAACCAAUAUGUAUUAAACAAAUAUCAACGCCGGUCUAAUCGUUUACCUACUCGUGAUAUUCUUUGGGGAUUUUAUAGUACCAACAAAAGUGUGUUGCUUGACUACACAGUAAAGGUUCAUGGAAAAACCUUGCUAUGGCCGGUUGUAGAGGAGUACGGUUUACCAUUCUGGUUAAAUCAACAAGCAUUAAUAAAUGUGUUUGGGGAAUUAUCCAGAAACCAUUAUAUCAACAACGGUGAACGUGAUCCCGAGAAAGUCAGUUUAUACCAUGUAGCGCUUGGGAAGGUGGCAGUUCUACGAAGCCUUUGGAGCUUGGCUAGCUGGCAUAAAGAAUCAGGACCUACUGUUAAAUUCCUUUCAAAUGACUUUACACAGAAGCGAUGGAAGGUAGCAGCAUCUAAGAAUGCGUUUGCACUUUUAAGUAAACAUCGUUACUUCUACGCGGCAGCAUUUUUCCUUUUAGCAGACAGUCCUUAUGAUGCGGCUAAAGUUUGCAUUCGUAAUUUGCGAUGUUUAUCACUAGCUGUGGCUGUUGUCCGAGUAUAUGAAGGAGAUGGUAAAACUUGCUUAAAACGGAUUAUCGAAGAGUUUGUCUUGCCAUCAGCAGCAUAUCAUAACGAUCGUUGGCUUACAAACUGGGGUUUUGCGAUGAUAAAUGAGAAGAUGAAAUCGGUACAAAGUCUGCUAGUCCCAGUACGAUCUCUUAUUGAAGUUGACAACGAUCUGAUCGAAUCAUUUGGAAUAAUAGGCGACUACCCCUUAGAGACAGAGACUACUGAAGAGAAUCAUGACAAAACCAAGAAUGAAUAUACAUCAGAUGAUCCUGCAUUAAUUCUACUAUACGAUUUUCUGAGAAGUGACUUAUUAAGAAAAGACCAAAUUCUGGAAUAUCGCUUUGUUCUCAAUAGCGCUCGAGUCUAUAAUGAGAUGGGCUGCGACCUAAUUGCUCUUGACUUGUUACGAAAUUGGAAAUUUGAAUUUCCGUCAAGUCUUCCUGCUCUAAAAUCAGCAAAGGAAGAAGCUACCGGGAAAGAAGAACCUUACGCAGUUCUUUCAGAAAAUAAAAACACCACCAUUAUGGGCCAAGAGAUUAAACCAGCGCCAACAGAAAUACCAGAAUUCGAUGAAUCGUUCUUCUUUUAAUAUAACCUUUUCAUUACUCUGGAACCUAAUUAAUAUCUGUUAAUUCAAAACAGAGUUUAUAUUUAUCUAUUCCUUAAAGCUACGCCUUCCUAAUAAACAGUUAUUUCUACUGAGUACCAUCAUAUGAGCAAUUUUGCGCGCAAAAAAAAUAUCAUUACUAAAAGU